GCAAAGCAAGAUCGACCGAGAUGUCGUACGUGCAAGAGCACCCAGGCCGCCGGGAUCGGGGGAGAGAGAUGGCGGAGCACUGCUCGCGGUGCCGGACCUCCGGCGCUCGUCGCCCGCUCCUCUUCUGCGCGCUCAUGGCUCUCCUUAGUUUCGUGGCUGCCGGGCCGUUCGUGCUCGCCGAGGGCAUCGUCUUCCACGUGGCCAACCGGUGCCCGUUCCCGGUGUGGCCGGCGUCGGCGCCCAACACGGGCCACCCGGUGCUGGCCGGCGGCGGCUUCCUCGUGCCGCAGGGCAAGUCGAAGCGCGUCGUCGCGCCGGCCACCUGGAACGGCCGCUUCUGGGCCCGCACCGGCUGCAACUUCACCGCGAACGGCGGCGUGGGCGCCGCCGCCGCGUGCCUCACCGGCGACUGCGAGGGUCGGCUAGCCUGCAACGGGUCCGUGGGCGCCCCGCCGGCCACGCUCGUGGAGGUGAGCAUGCACGAGGGCCCCGGCAAGGGGAGCUCCUACGACGUGAGCCUGGUGGACGGAUACAACCUCCCCGUGUCCGUGUCCGCCGUGCCCGGCACGGGCGCCGCCGACCCCAGCAAGUGCGCCAUCGCCGGGUGUGCCAGGGACGUGAACGCGGUGUGCCCGCCGGAGAUGCAGGUCACCGCCAAGUCGGCGGUGGUGGCGUGCAAGAGCGCGUGCCUGGCGUUCGGGCUGGACGCCUUCUGCUGCCGCGGCGCGUACGCGACGCCCGCGGCGUGCCGCGGCAGCGUCUACUCGCGGCUGUUCAAGGACGCGUGCCCGGCCUACUACAGCUACGCCUACGACACCACCGCCACGACGGCGAGCGCGUGCCACGCGCGGGAGUACGUCAUCACCUUCUGCCCCGGCAGGUGGGGCGGCGAGCCCGACGGCGCCGCCGCCGCCCAGUUCUGAUGCCGAGCAUCUCUGUCGCCGAUCGACCUUUACCUAUGCACACGUCCUAUGUGUUUCUCGCUCACAUAUAUGUACUAAUAUAUUAUAUAUAACUAUAUAAAUAAAAUGAAAAAUAACAAAA
Panicum hallii is the source of this 1044-nucleotide messenger RNA. Its product is annotated as thaumatin-like protein. Gene Ontology annotation, cellular component: extracellular region. The transcript has a single exon. Bases 21 to 923 code for a protein of 300 amino acids. The record is from RefSeq and is a predicted model, not a curated record. Gene Ontology annotation, biological process: defense response. NCBI's taxonomy places the organism in Eukaryota, Viridiplantae, Streptophyta, Magnoliopsida, Poales, Poaceae.